Tripterygium wilfordii is the source of this 1152-nucleotide messenger RNA. Its product is annotated as protein C2-DOMAIN ABA-RELATED 11. The transcript is spliced from 5 exons. Bases 441 to 938 code for a protein of 165 amino acids. The record is from RefSeq and is a predicted model, not a curated record. Lineage: Eukaryota; Viridiplantae; Streptophyta; Magnoliopsida; Celastrales; Celastraceae.
GGACCAGGUAUGGUCUUGCUUUGACAUGAGAAGGAAGACCUGGUCUAUACUAGGUUUUGUAUCAAGACAGAUAUAUAAUUCCCCUUUACGGACAGGUGGCCGUGAAGCUCAUUAUUAAACUAAUCCCAUUUUUGUGUCUUCUACCUGUAAUUGCCGGUGCAUCAUCCACCUCUGCUUGCGCGUCUGAUCCUUUAUAUAUCCACCAGUUUAUCCUGCUUGUUAAUCUAAACAGAGGGUAGAGUUGGUUCCUAAAAAUGGAGUUUUCAGUUUGAUAGUUUUUCUUCUCCUUUCUGGGGCUUCCUGUUGAGUUUUUUAUUUAAGCAAUUGCGAAAUGGGUUCUCUCUAGUUUCGAGCUCUUUCUUGUCCUGCAUCUCUUGCCUUCUUCCUCAUACAGUGAGAUUGUUUGGAUCUGUUUUCAUCAUAUCCGUAGAACUAAAACCAUGGGUGAGGACUUAGGGGUGCUAAAAGUAGUGGUUGUGCAAGGGAAAAAGCUCGUUAUCCGGGAUUUCAAGAGCAGUGAUCCUUAUGUUGUCGUGAAGCUAGGUGAUCAGACGGCAAAGACAAAGGUUAUCAACAGUUGCCUUAAUCCAGUCUGGAAUGAAGAGUUAACUUUCUCCCUCAAAGAACCUGUUGGAGUUUUAAGUUUGGAAGUGUUUGAUAAAGAUCGUUUCAAAGCAGAUGACAAGAUGGGGCAUGCUCGCCUUAGCCUUCAACCAGUUGUCUCUGCCUCUAGACUUAAGCAGAUUCUACGAGUAUCCUCUGGUGAGACAACGUUAAGGAAGGUUGUCCCAGACACUGAGAACUGUCUUGCGAGGGAAAGCACUAUUAGUUGUGUAAAUGGUGAGGUGGUGCAGAAUGUUUGGUUAAGGCUCUGCUCAGUAGAAUCUGGGGAGAUAGAACUGAAGAUAAUGCUAAUCAAUCCUCCUGGAAAAGCUUGAAGAUAGUGCAGAAUCUGACGAUUGGGGAUUGAAGGGUUAAUUUGUGUUGUAAUCUAGUCUUCCCUUUGAUGUAUCCCCUCCUUAGAUGUUCCAAGUAGAUUUGUAUUGUAGUUUUGUUUGUAACGGCAAGCUUUUAAGCAAUGUAGCUUGCUGUCUCAAGAUGAAUGAAGAAAACGUUGUUUCCUCUCAGCUUCUGUAAAUUAUUUCUUCCAAU